Molecule: messenger RNA, 316 nt
Organism: Linum tenue
Lineage: Eukaryota; Viridiplantae; Streptophyta; Magnoliopsida; Malpighiales; Linaceae
Source: the annotation of a GenBank genome assembly
AUCAUCAACAGCAGCAGUAGAUAGGUGUAUAGGUGGGAGUUGAGCAAGAGUUGAAGGCAAGAUGAGCUCGCACGGAAGUUGUCAUAAUGUUCCUACUGACCAGUCGAGAGGAGUGGGGGCGGUUGAUGCAAGACCGCCAGUAUUAGAUUAUGCAAAGAUGAAGAGUUUGGGUGGUAGGGACUUUAAAGGAGAUGUGAGUCCGGAUGCUGUGGUAGAGUGGUUGAGGGAGAUGGAAGAUGUGUUUGAGUAUCUUUAUGCGACCCCAGAGGAAAAAGUACAAUAUGUUGUUUUUCUCCUAAAGGGGUACGCGAGGAGC